Molecule: messenger RNA, 1096 nt
Organism: Apaloderma vittatum (bar-tailed trogon)
Lineage: Eukaryota; Metazoa; Chordata; Aves; Trogoniformes; Trogonidae
Gene: SCARA5
Product: scavenger receptor class A, member 5
Exons: 5
Source: RefSeq, a predicted model, not a curated record
AUGGAGAACAAGGCCAUGUACCUUCACACCUUCAAUGAGAGGGAGAAUGGCUCCAUCUUUGAGGAGCCCUUUGAGGGAAGGAACCUCUCCAAACUGAACCUCUGCGAGGAUGGUCCCGGGCGGAGGAUGAAAGCAGCAGGACGCUGCAGCUGGCUGGGCUCCUUGGCAGCCCUGAAGUAUGCCGUGGUGGGGCUUUACCUCCUCGUCUUCCUCAUCCUCGUUGGAGUCUUCAUCCUUGCAGUCUCCAGGCCGCAGACAUCCCCUGAGGACCUGAAGGUGCUGAUGGGGAACGUCAACCGCCUCAACGAGAGCUUUCGGGACAUACAGCUGAAGCUGCUGCACCUACCUCUGAAGGGGGACGUGCUGGAUCACAUCUGGAGGCUCCAGGACCUCCUGCAGAACCACUCGGACUCCUUGUUCCUCAUGACGGGGUCACUGCAGAAGCUGGAAGGGCUUCUCUGGAGCCUGCAGACCCAAGCCAGCCAAACCGACAAGGCCGUGUCCAACCUCUGGGACAGUUUGACCCAACAGAGCGACGCGGCUCAGCAGGAGAUGUACAAGCUCUCUGUGGAAGGCAACAGCAGCCGGCUGCUGCUGCAGCACCACGACCACCUCCUGAGCCACCUGGGCAGCAGGGUGGAGAGCCUGAGCGACCAGGUGAUGGCCGUGAGCGGGGCCAUGGACACCAUGAACAGGACCUUCUCCUACGACGUGAACAUCCACCAUACCCGCAUCCAGGACCUGCAGGUGCUCAUCAGCAACGCCACCGAAGACGCCCGGCAGAUGCGUCUCAUCCACAUAGCCAUGGAGGAGCAGCUGAAGCACGAGCUGGCCAUCCUCAACAACGUGACGGAAGACCUGCGGCUGAAGGACUGGGAGCACUCUGUCGCACUGAAGAACAUCUCUGUGAUACGAGGACCUCCAGGACCCAAAGGAGACCAAGGCAAUGAAGGGAUGGAGGGAGAACCUGGUCUUCCCGGCCUGCCUGGGCUGCGAGGGCUCCCUGGGGAGAGAGGACCACCAGGACCACGUGGCUUGAAAGGUGACCAAGGCGACCUUGGCCCUCCGGGUCCAGUGGGGAUGCGGGGAUUCAAAG